Molecule: messenger RNA, 723 nt
Organism: Menidia menidia (Atlantic silverside)
Lineage: Eukaryota; Metazoa; Chordata; Actinopteri; Atheriniformes; Atherinopsidae
Source: the annotation of a GenBank genome assembly
AUGCCGUGGCUGCUGUCCUCCCCGCUGGACUGCGCGUCCCCGUCGCCGUGCCAGCGGCAGUGCGAGCGCACGGCCUUCUCCUUCUACUGCGCCGUGCGCGAGCGGCUGCCCGCGUGGCUGCUGGAGGACAUGCGCGGCAUGGAGGUGUUCUGCUGGGACGACGGCCGCCCGCGCGCGUUCCGGCCCUCCGAGGCGCUGCUCUACGCGCUCGUGCACGACCACCAGGACUACGCGCGCGUCCUGCUGGAGCGCUACUCGGUGGGCGCGCUGCGCGCGCCGCGCUGCAGCUUCUGCCGCGCGCGCGGCGGCGGCGCGCCGCACCUGGCCGUGGCCGUGCGCUACGACCGCGUGGCCAUCCUGGGCAUGAUGGUGCGCGCGCUGCGGGAGCGCGAGGAGGCGGGCGAGCGGCGGCGGUACCUGGACGAGUGCGGCGCGUGCGCGCACGCGCCGGACGCCGGGAAGAGCGCGGUGCAGCUGGCCCGCGCGCGCGCGCAGCGCUGCGUGGACCUGCUGCUGCUGUUCGUGGCGGAGCCCCCGCGGCCGCGCUGCGUGCGCGAGGAGCCGCAGCGCUGGCGCGGGCUGCUGGGGGGCCGCGUGUUCGGCUGGCUGCGGGGGGUGUCCCCGCCCCCCCUCCUGCUGCAGGCCCUGCGCAGCCUGGCGCGCUCCGGCCCGGACCAGAUCAGCACGCUGCCGGUCUUCCUGCAGCCGCAGCUGGGCCGGUGA